This is a messenger RNA of Zonotrichia albicollis (white-throated sparrow), 3065 nucleotides long. NCBI's taxonomy places the organism in Eukaryota, Metazoa, Chordata, Aves, Passeriformes, Passerellidae. The record is from RefSeq and is a predicted model, not a curated record.
GAUAGGCUGGACACAGGGAUUCCACCAGGGAUGGACAGGCUGCACACAGGGGAUCCACCGAACACAGACAGGGUGGUCAUAGGGGACACACCGGGCACAGACAGGCUGGACACACAGGAUCCACCGGGUACGGACAGGCUGGACACAGACAGGCUGGACACAGGGAAUACACUGGGCAUGGACAAGGUGGACACACAGGGCCCACCAGACAGGGUGGGCGUGGGCACAUGUGACCCACUGGACACGGCGAGGUUGGGCACACAGAAUUCUUUGGGCAGGGUGGGGUUGGGCUGAUAAAACCCUUAAGACACAGGGUGAAAACAUGGAACCCAUGGGGUGGUGGGCACACAGGACCCACCAGACAUGGGCAGGGUGGGCACAUGGAACCCACUGAGCAUGAUCAGAGUGGGCACAUGGAACCCACUGAGCAUGGACAGGGUGGGCACAUGGGACCCACUGGUCAUGGACAGGGUGGGCUAAUGGCCCCUGCUCCCAGGGCUGGUGGGUGAGAGCAGUUGCUGGCACCCCUUCUUGCCCCUCAGCCCCACACACAGUGUGUCCUCUGUGGGGUCUGCAGGAGGAAAACUGCAGCCCUCACUCUGGGGGGGAUGGCUGGCUCAGGGGAAAACUCCUGGAGCUGCGUGGGGAGGGGGAUAAGGGCUGGAGCAGAGGGCAGCAGGGUCAGCAUCACUGCACGGGGAGAGCCUUUCCCCUGGUGAGGCCUUUUGGGAAGGAAAUGUUUGCCCAGAGGUGCUGCCUGCAUCCUGCCUGCAGCUGCCUGCACGUGGCCUGGCUUGCCCAGGCUGUGGCUGCUGUGGGGGGAGCAGAGUGGUGCUGAGUCCCACCCCACCUGCACAUCCAUCCCUUAAUCACUGCAGCAUGGAGGGUCCCCCCUCUCUGCUCCCCUUCUCAGCACCACCUCAGAACCCUUUGGCAUGCCUGGGGUGGCACUUUGGGCUCACACGAGGCUGGCCAGGAGCCAAAUGUGGGGACCCCAACCACAACCACCCCAGGAACUGGGACCCCCACAGGAAUCACCACCCUGAUGAGACACUGGGGCCCUCCCAGGGAUCAGGAAUUUCUGCACAGUGGGAUCAGCAGCUUUUGAUGCCCAUCCGUGCCAGGAGCCCAUGUCACCUGCGCCCAGGCACGGGCGGUGCCCAUUACCUGUGGGGUGGGGCGCUGGCACCUGGCAUCCCCCGUGUCCUGGCUGGGGAUGGGGGUUUGUACCUGCUGGGGGGGCCCUGGCACUUGGAGGGAGCUUACUGGGAGGUGCUGGGAUGUGGUGGGGCCCUGGGCUGUACCUGCGUAAUCGUUUCGGGGGGGUCACCGCUGCUUAUUUGAGUGUAGGGCGAGGCGAUGACCAGCCGCUAAUGAUUAACCCUGGGCUGAGCCGGAGGAUGAGGCCCCCCCUGCGCGAGGGGCUGGGGGUCUCCGUGUGCCCCCCGUGCCCCCCACAAGGUCGGUAGCUCAGCGUGGGCAGCCUGGCAGAUGCUGCUCCACCCCUGCCCCAGGAUGCCCGGCUGCUGUCCCGUCCGGUGCCCACCGGGGCUGUGCCCACCCGUGGCACGGGGACGCUGCCAGUGACAUCUCCAGAGCAGGGAAGCGUGAAGGACCCAGCCUGGGGGGCUGAUGCUGCGGGUACCCCCUGGGCGCCGUGGCACCCCUGUGCCAAGCGGGGCAGAACGACCCCCCCUGCCUGGAGCCGGCGGCGGGGCGGGGCCUCCCCACCUGCUCCAGGUGCUCUAUAAAGCUCAGGCCGCUGCCGAGCUGCCAGUUCCGGAUCCCUGGAGUGAGGAGUGUGCCACGGGCUAACGGGAGAGCAGCCGCUGCCGAGCCCCGAGAGGCGCCGGCACCCCCUGGAUGAGCCCCAUGGCGUUCCCUGUCCUUCUGCUGCUGCUGGUGCUGGGCACAGGUACCCAUGCCAUGACCACCGAGACAACCAUGGAGAUGGAAACCACUGAAACGACCACGGUGGAGAUGACCACGGAAAGCACCGCCAGCACCUGGCUGCCAAAUAUAUUCCCCAAAAGCACACGGGCCAGCCGGCCCCAAACCCCUGUCUUCCCCUAUGCCACCGCUUUCCCUGGCAAAAACACCACGAACUUCCAGUUUGGCAACCACUCCACCAGCAAUGCCACAUCCAAUGGCACUGUGGUGCCUGUCCCCAGCAGCCCAGCCAUGCCCCGUGCCAAUGCCACCUCAAACAGCAGCAGCUGGGCACCCCACCUUGGCACCAAUGGCAGCUCUGCCGCUCCCACCACCAUGCACGGCAGCACCAAAGGCAAUGGGAGCACCAGUGCUCAGGUUUUUCCCACCCAGAUAACGUCCGAGGGCAGCACAUCUCCCACCCAGGGUGGUCCCAACCCCAGCAAAACCUCAGCCCAGCUGCCUGGUCCUGCCCGGCUGCUCGUCCGUGUCCCGCUGUCCUUCCGUAUCAUCAACAGGAGCUUCAACGAGAGCCUGCGUGACCCAGCAUCAGAGGAUUACAGGAGCCUGAGCCGCACUGUCCUGACCAUGUUCCAACACGUCUUUGGCUGCCCGGGCUGCAUGGGCACGCAGACCUACACCGGGUGCAGUGAGCUGCAGUACAGCCAAGGCUCGGUGCAGGUCCAAUCCACCCUCGUGUUUGGGAAUGGAAGCGAUGCUGUCACUGCUGAUGCUGCUGAGCAGCGCCUGAGGAAGAGCCUGGACCAGAAUGGCUUCAUCAUGGGCCUGCAGCUGGACAGCAUCCAGAGCUCUGCAGCAGUGAUAUCCCCAGCUCCAGCACCCAUGAUCCCAGACUGGGCCAUCGCUCUGCUGGUCCUGGUCAGCAUCCUGCUGCUGUUCACCAUCUUCACCUGUCUCCUCCUGAUGUCCACCUGCACCUGCCGCCGCAAGAGCCGAGGGAAGCUGGACCUGCUCAGCCAGAAGGAUUCCUACCACCCCAUGGCUGAGUACCUGCAGUACCAGAGCCACGGGCGCUACGUGUCCCCCAACAGCAAACCCAACCCCUACAGCCAGGUGAGAGCCAGGGCCCCACACCUGGGGGCUCCCAGAGAGCAGGAGUGAAUCCCUGGGUUAGU